AGUGAUCAUUGUGAAAAUGAUUUCAUCGAAUAUGUUUAGGAUAGACAAAGUGAGGAGAUUCUUAUCAUCUCCGACUCCUUCUCCUGUCAAGGUCUAUGAGUACUCUCUGCGUCGGUCUGUCAGCCUGCCACUGCUGGUGGACGGUGAGCCAGUUUGGGAGCCACACUAUUACCAUGGAGCCCAGGAAUGGCUCUCCCCUGCCCUCUCCCUCUCCUCUUCGUUGGCAUCAGAGGACUUCAUGACCGCUUGCAGUCGGCUGUCUGCAUGCUCCUCUCUGGCUCUGUCCCUCUGCAGCUCAUUGGGGUCUGAGGCCUUCAUGUCUGCCCGAAGUGAGCUGUCUCCGCCGCCCUGCCCCUCCCCUGCUCUCUCCCUUGGCAGCUUGGCACCUGAGGACUUUGUGUCCGCUCCUCCACGAGCCUGCUCCCCUGCAAUGGUGAGGCCAGAGGUGGACCCUGCUUCUGCAGAGGCAGCUGCUGCCAUGGAUAACCCAGAGAACCGUCUGCUUACGCUCAGUACCAUGAGCAUCAUGGACACCCGCAAGCUCCCCUGCAAUGGUGAAGUAGAGGUGUACCCUGCUUCUGCAGAGGCAGCUGCUGCCAUGGAUAACCCAGAGAUGAGCCAGAGAGCACAUUCCACCAACUCCAACUACCUGGCUCUAAUCACGCUCAGUACCCUGCAGUACAUCGACACCCGCAAGGUCCAAGAUUGCAGAAGUGACAGAGGUGAGCAGGAAAAGCAGGAGGGAGUGUGUGAGAAGAGAAGUGACGUGGAGAUGAAGAAGAAGGGAGGCAGGAUGAAGAGGUGGAGACGGGCAGUGAGGAGGGCCUGCGCUAUCUUCAGCAGCUGCUGGAGGAGGAGAAUGAUGAUGAAGAAGAUGAUGAAGACGAUGAAGUUGAAGACGACGAAGAUGAAGGGGACGAAGAUGAUGAUGAUGGAGACAGAGAUGAUGACUGAUGUGACUGCAGACUGCACAGACGGACAGUCAGCUAAGAGAACAGUGGUGGGAUGUGAUGUGACACUGAGUUCUGCUGGGCUGGCAUGUCCUUCUGGUGGUGGACCUGAGUGGCUCUCGACUGGCUUCGGGGGAGGGGGUCCAACUGCUCGUCCAGCUGGACCUGGACUUCAUGCUCCAACUGCUCUGCAUAGUCCAACAGGGUGGGAACAGAAACGCGGUGAGGGCCCACAUGCCACCUGA
Engraulis encrasicolus (European anchovy) is the source of this 1195-nucleotide messenger RNA. RefSeq lists its product as uncharacterized. The record is from RefSeq and is a predicted model, not a curated record. The transcript is spliced from 6 exons. Bases 17 to 1195 code for a protein of 392 amino acids. NCBI's taxonomy places the organism in Eukaryota, Metazoa, Chordata, Actinopteri, Clupeiformes, Engraulidae.